This is a messenger RNA of Drosophila mojavensis, 1756 nucleotides long. It is a transcript of the gene Mur18B, whose product is annotated as cell surface glycoprotein 1. The record is from RefSeq and is a predicted model, not a curated record. The coding region runs from base 51 to 1628 and encodes 525 amino acids. Gene Ontology annotation, molecular function: chitin binding. NCBI's taxonomy places the organism in Eukaryota, Metazoa, Arthropoda, Insecta, Diptera, Drosophilidae. Gene Ontology annotation, cellular component: extracellular region. The transcript has 2 exons.
CAAGUGGCUCAUACAACGAUCGACCGAAGUUAGCCACAGGCAACACGACGAUGACGACAACAACAACCAGAACAACAAUCAGAACAACGAUGACAGCGAGACACGGAUUCUUCUCGACAGCCACCGCGGUGCUGCUGCUCUGCGCAGCCCUGCUGCUGACCAAGUCCUGCGGCGUUCAGGCCCUUAGCGGUGCUGGUAGCGGCGAUUUGGCCUGGAGCGAAACAACAACGCUUGCCGAGGGUAGCGGUUGGGAGGAGACGAUCAUUACCACACCACAGCCUGACGAGUCCACCGUGCAGGAGGAAGUGACAACGGAUGCCAUUGAGGAGCUGGACACUACAACAAUAGCUGUCGAAAAUCCACCAGAGGGUGGCGUAGAGACAACUACUGCUGCCGCUGAGGAUGCGGAAACCACGCUCAGUCCCAGCGAGCCGGAGGCAGAGACCACAGUCGCACCCAAUGAGGAGUCAUCCACAUCGAGCCCCAGCGAGCAGCAGCCAACUGAUGGCCCCAGUGGAGAGCCCUCCACUUCGGCACCCAGUGUGGAGCAGACCACUGGCAGUCCUAGCGAGGAGCCAACCACUGGCAGUCCUAGCGAGGGUCCAACCACUGGCAGUCCUAGCGAGCAGCCAACCACUGGCAGUCCUAGCGAGGAGCCAACCACUGGCAGUCCUAGCGCGGGUUCAACCACUGGCAGUCCUAGCGAGGAGCCAUCCACAUCGAGUCCCACUGAGGAGCAGUCCUCUGCCAGCCCCGGCGAACAGCCAUCCACAUCGAGUCCCACUGAGGAGCAGUCCUCUGCCAGCCCCGGCGAACAGCCAUCCACAUCCAGCCCCAUUGAGAGCUCAUCCUCUGCCAGCCCCAGCGAACAGCCGUCUACUUCCAGCCCCAUUGAGAGCUCAUCCUCUGCCAGCCCCAGCGAACAGCCAUCCACUUCCAGCCCCGGCGAGGAGCAGCCCACAACUCCAGAAGAAGAGGCAGGCGCCACCACCAUUGCACCCACACCACCGGCACCGCCCGCAUUCACGUGCGAGACCCCUGGUGUGUUCGCCCACAUCAGCGGUGACUGUCAACGCUUCCAUAAAUGCGUCCAGGAUGCUCCUUUGGGUGCGCUGAAUGAAUACGACCUGGUGUGCCCUCCGCUGUUGGCUUUCUCGCCCGAGUACGGCCGUUGCGUGCGCGACGUCUCGGCGUGCGACAAUGAUGCAUUCGUUUGCGCAUCUCCCGGACGCUUUGCAGGCAACGACUCCAGCUACUACUACAACUGUGUGGUGAGCUUGCGCGGUGGCUAUCACAAGUACAUUGUGCGCUGCUCGCCCGGCCAGCGCUUCGAGCCAUUGAUUGGCCGUUGCUGGCGCUACGAUUGGACAGUUUACCAGCCCGGACAGGCGUAUGAGGCCGAAGAUUUGGCCGCCAUCAAGCAGGAACAGAAGCAGCUGAAGACCGAGGAGAAGCUGCGCAAGAAGGCCGAAAAGAUCAAGGCCAAAGAGCUGCUGAAGCAACAGAAGCUGGCCGAUAAGCUGGCCAAAAAGGCGGCCAAGGAGAAGGCAAAGCAAGAGGCCAAGGCCAACAAGCCUGUGUCCAUUGAGAGCGUCGAGUCCCCCGAGGUGCCCAGCAUCGAAGAAUAAUCAGGCCCAGUAAUCCAGUUCUAAUCUAUGUUGGUGUAUAGCGUAGUCUCAUUAAGUUAUGGUUGUUAAUUUCACAUUUUUUUUUCUCCCUGUUUUGCAUGAAUAAAGACAAAAGUUCUUUAACAAAA